AUGCGUCGCAGUGCUCGUCUUUCAAAAACACCAGUGCCCUCUCUAAAAGAAGAUGAUUCCGAUGGCUCUCCGCCACCACCACCGGCUAAAAAAGCGAAGAGGAUCAAACAGAAAUCGAGUCCUGUGAUCAAGGCAGAAUCGAAUGAAUCACACUUUCAUUCAGCUCCACCAAAUUGGAAAAUCGUCUAUGACAGUAUCCGUGACUACCGUGAUACACAUGAAGCCCCCGUCGAUACCAUGGGUUGUGCAAAGCUUGCAGCCACCAAUGUCAGUGACAAGGUAGCCCGGUUUCAAACACUGGUAUCUCUGAUGCUGUCUUCGCAGACAAAAGACACUGUCACAAGUGCAGCCGUAAAGACGUUGCAAAGAGAUCUACCAGGAGGGCUCAAUCUUGAAGGCAUUCUCGCUGUUGAUGAACAAGCCCUCGACCAGUACAUCAAAUCUGUAGGCUAUCAUUCUAAAAAAGCAAACUAUAUCAAGAGAACGGCAGUUAUUUUACGCGAUCAAUUUAAUGGCGACAUUCCCGACAGCAUUGAAGGCUUGAUGAGCUUACCAGGUGUAGGCCCAAAAAUGGGUUACUUGGCCUUGCAGCAAGCAUGGAAAAAAAACGAUGGCAUUGGCGUCGAUAUCCAUGUGCAUCGUAUUACUAAUCGAUUAGGAUGGUGUAAAACGGCCGAUGGACAACCGGAAGAUACACGCAAGAGCCUUGAAAAAUGGUUACCGAAAGAAUACUGGCAACCGAUCAAUCCGCUUUUAGUGGGGUUUGGUCAAAUCACUUGUUUACCACGAGGACCGCGUUGUGCCGAAUGCCCGGUCAAUCAAUAUUGUCCGUCGGUGGAGAUAAAGAAGGUGAAGCAAAAGAAAGUCGUGGCAAAAGCAGAAGAGCAAUGGGUUCCUUUUGGCGAUGACUUGGAGGAGGAGAAACACAUCGUUGUAAAGAAAGAAGAACAAGUUACAACAGGACUUACUUCCGAAUUCUUUGCUGAUCAUGAUCCAGUGGUGGACAAAGUACCCCUGAAAAACGAAGAUAAACCGUCCCUGGAUUGGUAA
Radiomyces spectabilis is the source of this 1050-nucleotide messenger RNA. RefSeq names its product DNA glycosylase. The transcript has 6 exons. The coding region runs from base 1 to 1050 and encodes 349 amino acids. Gene Ontology annotation, molecular function: oxidized pyrimidine nucleobase lesion DNA N-glycosylase activity; DNA-(apurinic or apyrimidinic site) endonuclease activity; 4 iron, 4 sulfur cluster binding. The record is from RefSeq and is a predicted model, not a curated record. Gene Ontology annotation, cellular component: nucleus. Gene Ontology annotation, biological process: nucleotide-excision repair; base-excision repair; base-excision repair, AP site formation. NCBI's taxonomy places the organism in Eukaryota, Fungi, Mucoromycota, Mucoromycetes, Mucorales, Radiomycetaceae.